This is a messenger RNA of Corythoichthys intestinalis (scribbled pipefish), 1396 nucleotides long. It is a transcript of the gene mcrip1, whose product is annotated as MAPK regulated corepressor interacting protein 1. Bases 181 to 477 code for a protein of 98 amino acids. The record is from RefSeq and is a predicted model, not a curated record. Lineage: Eukaryota; Metazoa; Chordata; Actinopteri; Syngnathiformes; Syngnathidae. The transcript has 5 exons.
CGAAGAAGAACCCUUCCGUGUUUCUUGCCGGAAAUGAUUGGUUGGCAUUGGCAACGUUUUAGCUCAAACCAGCGUCGUAUACAAGUAAUCGAAAAGACAGAUUUCUCACAGUUGAGGACACCGCAUUCUUCCAAGGCACUCACGGCAGAGCAGUGAGAAGAGAGCAGGACUGUAAUAAGAAUGACAAGCUCAUCUGCUCCCAGAAUGGUGAAUAGUUACAAGCGGACUUCCAGCCCCAGAUCACCUACAAACUGUGGGGAGCUUUUCACCCCAGCACAUGAGGAAAAUGUGCGAUUUAUCCAUGACACUUGGCAGUUUGUGCUCAGAGAAAUCAGAUCAGCACAAAAUACCGAGCGUAAUGACCGCGGACCACAGGAAUACGUUGAGAAGAAUCCAAAUCCUAACCUUCACUCUUUCACGCCAGUGGACCUGACUGACCUCAAGAAACGUAACACACAGGACUCGAAGAAGUCUUAGUCCUCCAGAUGGUCCAAGCACUUUUCUCCCCACCCAUCAUUAUUGAAAACUUUUCCUCUGACACCCAGGUCAGCCCAAUUUGCCAGUCCGAGGCAGAAUGCCAAUUUUCUCUGAACUUUUGAACCACGGCAAGCUUGUCUUUCUUUACAUCCUGCAAGUGAUGAAGAAGAGUUCAACAUAAUUAAACAGUCUCUGUUGGGAAUCAUGUCGAAGGCCAUACAGUCCUCCUACAGGACUGAUGACUCGCCAUCAGAUGUUGGUAUCUGAUGCUGAGGUGCAGACUUCCACCGGACAUAAAAGACUGCACUCAUUACUGCUACCACAGACAUGAUCUCGGGAGAGAGAAAAUAAUAAAGGGCUUAUCUGUUUUGUUUGUUUUGUAAAAAAAAAAAAAAAAAAUAGUUGGCUAGAUAAGGUGUAAAUUUAUAUGACUCAUAGGAUGCACACUUAUGAGCCAAAUACAAUGCCAAUGUUUUAUCCAAAAUUGUGUUUUCCCUAAAACUGUUUGCUCCCAUUGUAGUUUGCCCCAUUGAUUAACACGUCUUCCUCAAGUAUCCAUCCACCAGUUUUCUACAAGUACUGUGUAGUCUACUAUUAUAAAUAUUCUAAGUUUAAGGCAACUAUGAAUUUCUAAUACCAAUGCUGGAAGAUGUUUUAACCUAAAUGCAAAAGAUUUUGAGGAUGCUAUUUAAAACAUCUCGGCAAAACAUCCCAUAGUAAUGCCCAGAUGCCGUGCAAAUGUACCCCCAUGGGAUAAUGAACAGAAAAGGAAUGAAAUCACAUCGGUCUCUAUGCUUUGCAAAUGUUUUGAUGUGAUGCCAUGGCAUCAAUGCUGUUUUAUUGUUUUUAUGUCCACAAGGCCGUCAAUGAUUUUGCAGAGAAAAUCCAAUAAUAAAAUCCAGUAGUUCUCAUGUUGCAA